Molecule: messenger RNA, 1902 nt
Organism: Cyprinodon tularosa
Lineage: Eukaryota; Metazoa; Chordata; Actinopteri; Cyprinodontiformes; Cyprinodontidae
Gene: cyp1a
Product: cytochrome P450 1A1
Exons: 7
Coding region: 185-1750 (521 amino acids)
Biological process (GO): progesterone metabolic process; hormone biosynthetic process
Molecular function (GO): oxidoreductase activity, acting on paired donors, with incorporation or reduction of molecular oxygen, reduced flavin or flavoprotein as one donor, and incorporation of one atom of oxygen; iron ion binding; heme binding
Source: RefSeq, a predicted model, not a curated record
GGAUGAUGUCACGCACAGCAGCCAAUCAAAUGGUGCAGCGCUCUAUAAAUUAUACGUCCAUGCCCCGUUGAAGACAACAGCAACAUUUAGGACACCUUGAAGAAACUGUUUUGGUGCUGUUGGAAACACAUCUGUGGGAUUAGAUCGUUCUCUCAAUAAAAGGUUGAACAGAAGAGUUGUCAUCAUGGCAUUAAUGAUCCUACCAUUCAUUGGAGCACUCUCGAUCUCUGAGGGUUUGAUAGCCUUGGCAACGGUGUGUCUGGUCUACCUGACCCUGAAGCAUUUCCGAAAAGAGAUCCCAGAGGGGCUUCAACAACUCCCCGGCCCAAGUUCACUUCCUGUCAUCGGGAACCUGCUAGACCUGGGCAGCAAGCCUUAUCUAAGUCUUACUGAAAUGAGCAAACGCUAUGGAGAUGUGUUCCAGAUUCAGAUCGGCAUGCGUCCAGUUGUUGUUCUGAGUGGUUAUGAAACAGUUAAACAGGCUCUCACCAAACAGGGAGACGACUUCGCCGGCAGACCAGACCUAUACAGCUUCCGCUUCAUCAAUGAUGGCAAAAGUCUGGCCUUCAGCACUGACAAAGCCGGCGUUUGGCGGGCUCGCAGAAAGCUUGCCUACAGUGCACUGCGCUCUUUUUCCUCCCUGGAGGGAAAGCUCCCAGAGUACUCCUGUGUUCUGGAGGAACACAUCUGCAAAGAGACCGACUAUCUGAUCAAGGAACUCCAAAAGGUCAUGGAAACUGAAGGCAAAUUUGACCCUUUCCGGUACAUAGUUGUUUCUGUUGCCAACGUGAUCUGUGGCAUGUGCUUCGGCCGCCGCUAUGACCACCAUAACCAGGAACUGCUGAGUCUGGUAAACCUGGCCGAAGAUUUUGUGUCGGUGACAGGCAGUGGCAACCCAGCUGACUUCAUCCCUGCUCUGCAGUACCUGCCCAGCAAAUCAAUGAAGAAGUUUUUCAGCCUCAACGACCGCUUCAACAACUUUGUUCAAAAGAUCGUCACUGAGCACUAUGCCACCUUUGACAAGGACAACAUCCGUGACAUCACCGACUCCUUAAUAGAUCACUGCGAGGAUCGGAAGCUUGAUGAGAACUCCAACAUCCAAAUGUCAGAUGAGAAAGUUGUUGGCAUCGUCAAUGACCUCUUUGGAGCUGGUUUUGACACCAUCUCUACUGCUCUGUCAUGGGCUGUGAUGUACCUUGUGGCGUAUCCAGAGGUUGAGGAGAAGCUUUUUGAAGAAAUAAAGGAGAAAAUCGGUCUGGAUCGUACACCUACUCUCUCUGAUAAAAACAACUUGCCUCUCCUGGAGUCUUUCAUCCUGGAGCUGUUCCGUCAUUCUUCAUACCUGCCUUUCACAAUCCCACACUGCUCUACAAAAGAUACAUCUCUGCACGGCUACUUCAUCCCCAAAGAUACUUGUGUCUUUAUAAACCAGUGGCAGAUUAACCACGACCCAGAGCUGUGGAAAGACCCGUCUUCGUUCAUCCCGGAACGCUUCCUCAACGCUGACGGCACAGAGGUCAACAAGCUAGAUGGAGAGAAAGUGUUGAUUUUUGGCUUAGGAAGGAGGCGAUGCAUCGGCGAAGUUAUCGCGCGAAAUGAAGUCUUCCUCUUCCUGGCGAUCAUCAUCCAGAAGCUGCACUUUUACAGGUUACCUGGAGAGCCCCUGGACAUGACUCCAGAGUACGGCCUCACAAUGAAACACAAACGCUGCUUCCUGGGAGUUACAAUGAGAGCUAAUGAUGAGCAGUGAAGCUAUUCUUUAUUAAGAAAUUAAGACUCUGAAGGUGGCUUUAGUUGACUGUGGUACUAUAGAUUAAGAGUUACACUAAGUGUGAGUGAAAAAUUUAUUUUUCUAAGAAUGUCGGACACUGGGUGACCUCUAUCUAUAGAGUUAACAGCAUA